Botrytis cinerea B05.10 is the source of this 2457-nucleotide messenger RNA. RefSeq lists its product as hypothetical. The coding region runs from base 318 to 2210 and encodes 630 amino acids. The record is from RefSeq and is a predicted model, not a curated record. The transcript has 8 exons. NCBI's taxonomy places the organism in Eukaryota, Fungi, Ascomycota, Leotiomycetes, Helotiales, Sclerotiniaceae.
GAUUAUCUCGCAGACCUCGAAUUGGAUAUAAAAAAGUUUCCACAUUUCAUGACAGAUAAAAGAAUCAAUUUGAAUGUGCGACAAGUGCGAGAGCGAAAAUCGGACCGUUGAUUCGCCAAUCUCAACUUAGCCCCUUUAUGCUUAAACCGCCAUGUGAUAGUUUCCGACUAAUUUACGGUCUACCCGAUGCAUUGAUAACAAUCCACACACUACUACAUUUCCUUAUCAGUUCCAGCAAAAUUUUAAUAUAAAAAUUCGACACCCAUUUGUACUGUCACAUUAAUUUCAAUUAUCUUUCUUUCAUGGACCACACAACAAUGGGAGAAAUUGUCAUGGGUGGCAACGCAGAUAGCCAGUCGCCCUUGCCUAUCAUGAGCCCUUGGCCCGCGACCCAACCAGCGAAAUCAGAUCUAUUGUGGCACAUUCAGAACAAACAUAUUUUAUAUUCUCUUGUGAUCACUGCAUCUCAAAUCAAGAAUUGGUACGGGAAAUAUUUCGAGAGAAGUCAGCAACUUCAUCCGGAUCCAAUCAUCUCGGACUGGCAAAUCAUCGCAAAGAAUAAGCGUGAAUCGGUCAAUGGUUUGAUCCCCGAGAAAUGGCGCUUGGACUCGAUACCCUCGGUCGAGGAAAAAAGAGAUGUAACGGGCGAUUACAUUCAGCAAUUCCUUUCUGCUCGAGAGAUUGAGAUUACUGAGACGGACGCUGUGGGAAUUUUAGAGAAAACUAGCAAUGGCGAAUGGAAAUCGCGGGAAGUUUGUGAAGCUUUCUGUCACCGGGCAGCUUUGGCGCAUCAAUUGGUCAAUUGUUUGCAUGAAAUAUUUUUCGAUGAUGCUAUUUCAGAAGCGCAAAGACUGGAUGAUUACUUUGCUGAACACAGAAAGCCAAUUGGUCCACUACAUGGAUUACCAGUCAGCUUGAAAGACCAGUUUCAUGUCAAGGGUGUGGAAACCACUAUGGGCUAUGUAGGCUGGAUUGGAACUUUUGAAGGGAAGAAAGGUACAGGGAAAGAGCGAGUGUUUGAGAGCGAGAUGGUUAAAGAAUUACGAAGUCUUGGUGCGAUAAUGUUUUGUAAAACAACCGUUCCUCAAACCCUCAUGGCGGGCGAGACUGUCAACAAUAUUAUGGGUACGACAGAGAACCCAAAGAACAGACUCUUGGGACCAGGUGGAAGUUCAGGAGGCGAAGGAGCGUUGAUAGGAUUGAGAGGUAGUCCAGUAGGAUUUGGUACUGAUAUUGGAGGAAGCAUUCGAAUUCCAGCAGCUUUUAACGGACUUUACGGUAUUCGUCCUUCGGCAGGUAGAAUGCCUUAUGAGGGUAUGGCCAACAGUUUGGCUGGACAAAAUACUAUUUUAUCGGUUGUGGGUCCAAUUGCCACAACAGCUCGAUCUUUGAAAUUGGUCAUGAAGAGCAUUCUUAGUGCUCAACCGUGGCUACAUGAUCCAUUAGUGUGUGAAAUGCCAUGGCGUGAUGAACAGGAACAAAUGGUUUUCGAUGCUAUCAAAUCUAAUGGCGGUGGUCAAUUGGCUUUUGGAGUCUUCAAAUGCGACAGAGGCGUUGCUCCUCAGCCUCCUGUUGCUAGAGCUAUUGAUAUCGUGGUUAAUACUGUCAAGAGACUAGGACAUAAGGUUAUCGAAUGGGAACCACCUUCUCAUCAAAGAGGAUGUGCGAUAGGAAGUAAAGCAUGGUCCUUUGACGGCGGAAAAGAUGUUCACGAAGCCCUAGCACUGUCUGGUGAACCCAUGAUCCCUCAAAUUCAAGGUCACUACAGUAUUCUCAAACCUCAAAUGACCGGUUUCGACAUCGCCGCCGUGAAUGUCGAAAAACGCGAAUACCAAAAAGAAUACAUGGACUAUUGGAACAGCACUGCCUCACUUACUGGUACUGGCAGAGCUAUCGACGCGGUUAUAACUCCGUUGGCUCCUAUGCCUGCAAAUCUUACGAUGAAGUUUGAUUAUAUAGCAUAUUCGACAUUUGUCAAUCUUCUCGAUUAUAGUGCGGCUAUCUUGCCAGUUACGACGGUGGACAAGAAUGUGGAUGUUUUCGAUACAGGGUACAAACCAUUGAAUGCAGAGGAUGAAAAGGUUUGGAAAUGCUAUGAUCCGGAAGUUUAUGAUGGUGCGCAUGUGAGCGUACAGAUUGUGGGGAGAAGGUUUCAAGAGGAAAAGGUUAUUGCUAUUACCGAGAUGCUUGGAGAUGCAUUGAAGAAUUAGUAGGGUCUAGGGAGCGAAAGGGAAGGAGUUUGGGACUUGCAUUGGGACUUGAAUUUUAUGUGGUAUGGUUUGAUAUGAUAUGAUUGCAAAGUUUAGGUAUGGUAUUGGUUAUUAUAGGGAUACCAGAUAGAUUUUGUUUAUCUUUAAAUUUGGAGUUGGGUCAAGUUUAGCAUAACAUACAUAGUAUAAUAAGAUUGCAUGUAGCUAGCAUAGCUUGCGAAAUACAAAUUGAUUAGCAUCGAAACCA